This is a messenger RNA of Harpegnathos saltator (Jerdon's jumping ant), 3093 nucleotides long. RefSeq names its product lethal (2) k01209. The record is from RefSeq and is a predicted model, not a curated record. The transcript has 11 exons. Gene Ontology annotation, molecular function: kinase activity; ATP binding. The coding region runs from base 1296 to 2969 and encodes 557 amino acids. Lineage: Eukaryota; Metazoa; Arthropoda; Insecta; Hymenoptera; Formicidae.
GCCGGUCGACAGGGUCGACAGAUCGCGCUGGCGUUACCGGCUGAAUGAACGCACGGUUCGCCGCGAUUCGACGUAACGCGCGCGCCGGCUACGCCUGUCACGCGACGUGGAUUCGCUGGUGAUUCGAACCUGCCGGCCGAAUCUACCGCGGUAGGUUGUCGCGGCGAAGAGCACUUGAUUAGUGGGAGAUACCGCCAUUGCCGAUCGCACUUGCGCCGCGUUCUCUUUCGCACGCGAUGCGAGACGCGCUGCCGUUUCAACGUUCAACGCUGUGCUGCGUGCAGCUCUCUCGCGAAGAAACUUCAUGUCGAGCUCUGUGAGUGGGCACCGACACGAGAUACUAUAGAGACUGUUGGCCUUUGUUCGUUGGUCUUCGUCGUCGUCGUUGUCGUAAAAAUUUUUCUGCGACACCCUGUGUAUAAACAGGGUGUCUCCUAGCAAUUGUCGCAGAGCUCGUGGAGACAGAGCGGAUUGAGCGAUCGGGCUGUCAAUCUCGGAGUGAGUUUCAACUCGUGGGCGGCCGGGGUUGUCGAGGAUAAUCUCGAGAUCUUGUAUGAGUUACAUCGAGCGUUCACGUUCCAGCGAAGUGUGUAAGUUUGGAAUUACAAGUUUUGCACUACGGAAGUUGUUUUGGGAGAAAUCCGAGGAUACUGGUCGACUUUUUCUCGAUACAGAUUUCGAUACUUGCUGCUUUGAAGCCUCCGCGGUAAUCGAUAUGAAUUUGAAUCGCCAAGGGAAACAGUGAAUUAAAAUCGAAUGAAAGUGGUAGCUUUGUGCUUUCAAAUCACGUGAAUAUGUUUUUGUUCGAUGGGCAAUAUAAGUCUGUUUUCCCUUUCGAGGGAUCUCUGAACUGGCGCGAUAAGUUGGAGUUGGAAACAGGUAUACUUUUGCUCAAUCUAGUUUAUAUGUUGCACUAGUUUCAAAGCUGUUCAAAAAAGAACAGGAGAUCGCACCCAAGGUGCGCAUCUCCGAUAGAUAAUCGCGGGACAUCGAUAUCGCGGAUUAUCGAACAUCGAUCUGACAUGAGUGCGGAUCCUUUAUCGCGAUUACCGCACAUGCGCGAGUGUCAAAAUAUACACGGGACCGCGUGUGGGUUUCGCGACGCAGCAGACGAAGUCACGGUGACGUCCCGUGUAGCUUCGCGUAGCGUACCUUUUCGGCAUGGAACGAUCUGCAUGUACGACGCAGUAGAACGCGUCGAGUGCUGCAGGUAGCGCGCGUCUUCGGCGCGCCGAGUGACGACACCGGCGACGGCGUCGACGACGGUGGAUUCGAGUCACUGGGACAACGGGAUAAUGGCAGCGAAGAUGCAGCACUGCGAGCCACCCAGUUCGGCGAGUUCCGAGAGUGACGACGCCGAAGUGUGUUUGGAUGACCGAGAAAUCUGCCUCGUGGACGAGCUGUGCGAAGAUGCCGAGCAUCACAGGCGUUCCGACGUCGGCACUCCGACUCCGCAAUCACCGCGGCCACCAUCCGCCACAGGGUCACAGAAGUCACCACGGUCACGUAGACAACGUACCACUAGUAUGUCGCAAUCGAGCAAGAAGACAUCAGCGGAAUCGAUUCUCAGGAGUAAAACACGGACUAUCUAUACGGCCGGCAGACCACCUUGGUACAAUUCAGCUGGUCAACAAGUGGAACCUUUUGUCAUUGGUAUUUGUGGUGGCAGUGCUUCCGGCAAAACGACAGUCGCGACUAAAAUUAUAGAGUCUCUGAAUGUUCCAUGGGUUACUCUUUUGAGCAUGGACUCGUUUUAUAAGGUGUUGAACGAAAAGCAGCACGAUAUGGCUGCGCGCAACGAGUACAACUUCGAUCAUCCUGACGCUUUCGACUUCGAGCUUCUCAAAAUUACAUUACAGCGUCUGAAAGAAGGACGAAUGGUGGAAGUUCCUAUUUAUAACUUCGUAACGCAUAGCAGGGAGAGCAGAACGAAAACUAUGUAUGGUGCCAACGUCAUUAUAUUCGAGGGUAUACUGACCUUCUACAAUGUGGAUGUGUUGAGGAUGUGUGACAUGAAGGUUUUCGUCGAUACCGACGCGGACAUCAGACUCGCCAGACGCUUAAAGAGGGAUAUUUCGCAAAGAGGGAGGGAUCUAGAGGGUGUAUUAAAACAGUAUAGCACCAUGGUCCAACCAUCGUUUUACUAUUAUAUUGCUCCCCUUAUGGUCCAUGCCGAUAUUAUUGUACCGCGCGGAGGCGAGAACGAAGUGGCGAUAGAGCUCAUCGUGCAACAUGUUCACACUCAGCUUCAGUUGAGGGGCUUUAAAUUGAGGCAGAAACUGGCGCACUCGUACAUCGGUCAACCAUUGCCCUCGUCGCUCUACUUACUUCCCGACACACCACAGAUAAAAGGUCUUCACACGUUUAUACGCAACAAGGAGACGUAUCGAGAUGAAUUUAUUUUUUAUUCCAAACGAUUAAUCCGUCUGGUCAUCGAGUAUGCUUUAUCCUUGCUGCCAUUUGAGGAAGUCACGAUAGAGACACCUCAAGGGGUAUUAUACAAUGGCAAACGAGGUGCGACGGAUAAAAUAUGCGGCGUAUCGAUAUUACGUGCCGGCGAGACCAUGGAGCAAGCCGUUCGAGAUGUAUGCAAGGAUAUUCGAAUAGGCAAAAUUCUCAUUCAGACUAAUCAACAGACUGGCGAGCCUGAGUUAUACUACCUCCGAUUACCAAAGGACAUUAAGGACUACAAAGUGAUUUUGAUGGACGCGACAGUCGCCACCGGUGCAGCUGCCAUCAUGGCGAUCAGGGUAUUGCUGGAUCACGACGUGGCCGAAGAGAACGUGCUGCUGGUGUCGCUGCUGAUGGCGGAGUCUGGCGUGCACUCUAUCGCAUAUGCCUUCCCACGCGUGAAGAUCGUCACGUCUGCGCUGGAUCCCGAGAUAAACGAGAAGUUUUACGUAUUACCCGGCAUCGGGAACUUUGGCGACAGAUACUUCGGUACUGAGCCCUCCUCCAUUGAUGACUGAGCUGCGGUUCUUAGAUCCCUCCGUUUAAGUCGCAUGUUUGAUAAUAGUACGUAAAUUGAUACGAACGCGAAAACAAAUUGUCUGUCGAAUCUUGAAUAAAAAGGUACAAGAUUAUUAUUAUUAA